Messenger RNA from Chelonoidis abingdonii (Abingdon island giant tortoise), 2627 nucleotides. RefSeq names its product interleukin 12 receptor subunit beta 2 (gene IL12RB2). NCBI's taxonomy places the organism in Eukaryota, Metazoa, Chordata, Testudines, Testudinidae. The record is from RefSeq and is a predicted model, not a curated record. Gene Ontology annotation, molecular function: protein binding; cytokine receptor activity. Gene Ontology annotation, cellular component: membrane.
UUCACUUUAGAGAACAAAAUGUUUUCCACAUGGCUUGUGCACGUGGCAAUUUGGUGUUUGGUACAAGCAGUAACAGAAAAUUGCAAAAGAGGAGACAUGAUUGCUAGCACAGAUUCAGUAGUCCUUCCUGGAUCAAACAUUACCCUCUCAUGCCGGCUAAAACAAGGUGAACAAUGCAAGCAGCUAAUUUUCAAUAAUUCUGAAAUGGUCCUUGCAUAUGGAAGACACACAUUUAGUUGCAAAUGUAAAUCGAAUGGAAAAAUCAUCUGUGGAAUUGACAUCUAUGUUGGAAAUCCUCCAGACCAGCCUGGAAAUGUAUCCUGUAUUCAGUACGGAAGAGAUGGGAACCUUACUUGCACUUGGGAUAAAGGAAGACUCACUCACAUAGACACUACCUAUGUGGUACAGCUAACAAAUGAGACAGAAUGCUUACAUUUUGCAGAAGAAAGUAUGAAUCCUAAAUACGGCUCACUGAAUCUAACCAAGCUGAAUUUUGAAUCCAGUUAUACAGCUGUAGUUGCUGCCUCGAAUAGACUAGGAAAUGCUUCUUCCCUACCCUUUACAUUCAUGUUGAUAGACAUAGUGAAACCUCAUUCUCCAACAGAUAUUUUAGUGAAAUUUGACAACAUUUCUGCAACAAAUUGCACCGUCAUAUGGCAGGAUCAACAACAGACACAAAGCUUUAGACUAAGAUACCGACCGGUUAACAGUCAUUCCUGGAAUAUGGUUGAAACUUUAAAUUCUACAAGAUAUAAUCUACAUGAUCUGAAGCCACAUACAGAGUAUGAAUUUCAGGUUUGCUGCAAAUUUCACCCCAACAGAGGAAUGUGGAGUGACUGGAGCACAUUUCGAAUACAGACUCCAGAAGCAGUGCCAAGUGGGUUGUUAGAUGUCUGGUACAUAAUGCAGGAUUAUGGAUCACCCAAAACACAGAAUAUCAACUCUCUUUGGUAGGUUAUGAGCAAGUCAGAAGCAAGAGGAAAGAUCCUGCAUUACACACUGACCUUUCAAGCACUAAACCAGAAGAGUCCUAGAACGACAGAUGUGAACAUUACCACACAAACCCACUUCACUAGAGUCCUCCCCAAGGUGGAUUAUAACAUAAUGGUCUAUGCUCAUAAUUCAAAAGGAAACUCGUCUCCAGCGUCCAUCAUUACUGAUCUGAGUAUUUUAGAUUUACCUCCUCCACAGAGCAUCUCUGUUACACCAAUGGGAAAUAACAGCAUCUUUGUCAUUUGGGCGCCUCCCAGUGAAUCUGCAGCGUUCAAUGGAUAUAUAGUGGAAUGGGCAAAGACAUGUAGCCCUGAACCCCAUCUGAACUGGAUAAAAUUUCCAGCAUCCAAUUUGUCCACAGUAAUAUCAGAGAGCAUAAAGCAUGAUGUGUGCUACGACAUCAACGUAUUUGCACUUUAUAGGAACAGAGCUGGACGAGUGGCUUCAGCUAGAGGAUACUCGAAACAGGAAGCACCAUUAGCUGGCCCCCAGGUUUAUACAGCAGUAAAAGGAGAUGGUGUUUGGGUUUCAUGGGAAGAAAUCCCAGGCCACCAGCAAAUGGGCUGUAUCAUUAGCUACAAUAUAUACUUGCAGAAGAAAAACUCAGAGGAAGGCCCUAAAGUUUAUGUCAUCCAUAAAGAGACUUGCAGAAAUUCAUUUUUAAUCAAAAACCUGCAGCGUGGUGUGAACUACGUUUUGUGGAUGACAGCUUCAACCAUGGCUGGAGAAAGCCCUAUGGGGAACGAAGAACUGGUUUACCUAGAAAGUUCCUCUGAAUGGAUUGUUGUUUCAGCUGCUUGCAUCUUCUUCGGUAUUUCAGCCUGCAUUUGCUUUGUGCAAUCUGUUCAAAAAGCAUUAUGUUCACUCCUUUCUGUCCUUGUACCUCAGUGGUACAGAAAAGCCAUUCCAGACCCAGCUAACUCGACAUGGGCUAAAAAGUACUCCUCUGUAGAGAAUGAGCUGAACUUGGAUUCCAAUCAGUUUCUAAGCUACUUCAGCAGUUUUGAAGAGCCUGAAACUAUAGAAGUAGAGGAAGUCUUCAUAAAAAGAGAACCAGUGGCUUUCAAGGACAUACCCAUCUUCAACAACAUUAAAAACAGUGAAGGUCAUGGUUGGCAAACAAUAGAAAACAGCUUUGAGAAACAGGAAUCCACUGAAAAGAACUUUGAGUACAAACCUUUGGCCCCCAGCACACCAGAUGAUGGAGACAAUUACAAGUGUCACCUGCCUUACUUGUACAAAAAAGUAGUACUGGAGGAAACAGAGCAAAUCCAAACGGUUUCCGAGUACCUUACCAAUCCACUUACAGACAUGACUGUGAACUAUUUGCCUUCAAACAUAUCGUCUCCCAUUAUGGACACGAAUGAAGAAAGCAAUGAAUUUGAAUGCAAAUCCUUCUCCAUUUUCCCAACAACUUCUCUUCUGAUGCCAGUGCUUUCUUGUGGAGGGAAACUUACUUUGGAUGCAGUAAAAAUUGAUUGCAAUUCUUUCACAGACUAAGCAGGCCAGUUUGUAUGUCCGUGGUUUUUUGUUUUAUUCUGGCCAGGUUCUGUGCACUUUAGUCAAAUACACAAAUCACAAAGUUAUUGUUUUUAGUUUGGUAGUACCAACUUACCCACUUCAUGUAAUUUAAA